AUGGAAGUCUUGGAGCCAGUGCUGCCUGCACUCCUUAGCUAUGUGGAUUUGAGGACGGUCCUUUGUGCAGCUGCAGCUUCGCGCUUCUCGCGGCUUCCUUCGAGGUGUAAUCAGGUGUGGAUCCAAUGCUGCCGCGAGCGCUGGCGUUUUGGGGCCUUGUUCCAAGUCGACUCGCACGCAAACCCCGGCGCCCGAGACGAGGCUUCCAUGCAGCUUUGGCAGAGAUCCGUAGCUGAGUAUCGAGACGGCGUACAUCAUUCCGAUGCCUUUGGCUUUUUCCUGGAGCGAUCCAGAAAGGAUGCAGAGGUCAGAAGAUGGCUGGAAGCAGAAGACGCCGACAAAUUGGACGAGAUUCUGCGACUGGGUGCCAAUGUUCUCGAUGUCCUCCUCAAGCUCGAAAGAUGUACAGAUGCCAGGCUGAAGGGCGCUGCGCAAAAUGCACGCAUCCAGAUUACCGAUGCCUGGGCUGUGGAGCGGUGGACGCAUCUCAUCAAGAUCGAGCCAACCAAAGCUGCGACUCUAGAGGAGGGCGCUCUGAUCCUCUCGCAGUGGGGCUACCCUACUGCGGACGUCACUGGCAUGCGCCUUGCCCUGGAGAAGCUUGCGCAUCGCGCCCAGGAGUUGGGUGCGCGGCGCAGCUCCACCGGACUUCCUUCCGAGGACGAGGCCAGAGCGAUCAUCGCGGCGCUGAAUACC
Symbiodinium sp. CCMP2592 is the source of this 696-nucleotide messenger RNA. The record is from the annotation of a GenBank genome assembly. Lineage: Eukaryota; Dinophyceae; Suessiales; Symbiodiniaceae.